This is a messenger RNA of Prunus mume (Japanese apricot), 1130 nucleotides long. Its product is annotated as 1,4-dihydroxy-2-naphthoyl-CoA thioesterase 1-like. Lineage: Eukaryota; Viridiplantae; Streptophyta; Magnoliopsida; Rosales; Rosaceae. Gene Ontology annotation, cellular component: peroxisome. Gene Ontology annotation, biological process: phylloquinone biosynthetic process. Gene Ontology annotation, molecular function: 1,4-dihydroxy-2-naphthoyl-CoA thioesterase activity. The record is from RefSeq and is a predicted model, not a curated record.
AAAUUUAGUAAAGGGCAAAAUCGACAAUUUACUAUUCCUAAGGAACAGAUGACAAAGACCAGGAGCCUAUCCACCUAAUCCUCCCUCCUUCAGACAUUACAGAUUAACAGGCGCUCCUACGACCUAACCUCGUAUCCAACAAUGCUAUGUGUGGACUAAACUACCCUUCCAUCUAUCCAACAAUGCUAUGACAGUGGACCCUCCAGAUAAAUAAAGGAUGACAUGCCACCACCAACCAAAGACCAAACAGUAUGUCAUAUGAUAUUCGCCAUCUCCAAUGCAAAAAGUCUUCCCACCCACUCUCAUCCAGGAAAAGCCAAACAAACAACAGCCAACAAUGAAUGGGAAUUGAAUUGCUUUGGUUCUAUCAUCCAUACAACAAAGGAAACCACCAAAGGCCAGAGAAGGAAACUAUACACAUAUGGCUUCCCGGUCCCAAUCCAAGCCAUCAUCAGCACCACCACCACCACCACCAUCACCAUCACCGCGGUCAAAGACAGAGGCAUUGGAUGUUUCCCUUCAUGAAAUUGGGUUCGAGAUUGAAGAGGUAACCCCAAAAAAGGUCUCCGGUCACCUCCAUGUCACCCAAAAGUGCUGUCAGCCUUUCAAGGUGUUGCAUGGAGGGGUAUCAGCUCUCAUAGCUGAGUCUCUGGCUAGCAUAGGAGCCCACCUGGCCUCUGGUUUUCAAAGGGUGGCUGGGAUUCACCUCAGCAUCAACCAUUUGAAGCGUGCUGAGCUUGGUGACCAUAUCUUUGCUGAAGCCACGCCUGUCAAUCUUGGCAAAACCAUUCAGGUUUGGGAGGUGAGACUGUGGAAGAUUAAUCCUUCAAACUCAGACAUCAAAUCCUUAGUAUCAUCAUCAAGAGUUACUCUUUUAUGCAACAUGCCUGUGCCAGAGCAUGCAAAAGAUGCCGGUGAUGCUAUAAAGAAGUAUGCCAAAUUAUAAGUUCUGUUGUAUCCUAUUCAUGUUCAACUCUUUUUGUUAUUGAACCAAUGGAGAAAUUAAAGACACUUUGAUUUUAGCAUUAUAACUAGCAAUGGUGCCCACACGAUGCUGCGGGUUUUGAAAUUGUAAGGAAAAGUUUAUAAAGUAGUGAAAAUAUGCAAGGAAGAUGAUACCAUUUAUAUAA